Molecule: messenger RNA, 1864 nt
Organism: Austrofundulus limnaeus
Lineage: Eukaryota; Metazoa; Chordata; Actinopteri; Cyprinodontiformes; Rivulidae
Gene: pitx3
Product: paired-like homeodomain 3
Biological process (GO): anatomical structure morphogenesis; regulation of transcription by RNA polymerase II
Cellular component (GO): nucleus
Molecular function (GO): RNA polymerase II cis-regulatory region sequence-specific DNA binding; DNA-binding transcription factor activity, RNA polymerase II-specific
Source: RefSeq, a predicted model, not a curated record
ACACACACACACACACACACACACACACACACACACCCGCCCUCUCUCUCUCUCUAUCCUCCGAGCGGGGCUCAAGCCUCACUCCUCCACAAGCCUUCAUGUCUGACAGCACCGAGAGGAGGAAGAACAAGAGGAAGAUGAAAGACAGGAAUUGAAGGGCGGAUUUCUGGACUCUUUCUUUUUAUCCUUUGGGGCCAAACUGGGAAUUUUGUCGUCCAUGUCAUCAGCAAACCUGGGGCCAGGACACCCAUCUGAACUCAGCCAAACUCUCCGCUCUGCCCACGGAUUAAAGUAACCAGAGCGGGACUCCAUACACAGAGAAGUCCCACCAGAACCAGAUGGACGAGUCCAGCACCGAGGACGGCUCUCUGAAGAAGAAGCAGCGGCGGCAGAGGACCCACUUCACCAGCCAGCAGCUCCAGGAGCUGGAGGCCACCUUCCAGAGGAACCGCUACCCAGACAUGAGCACCCGGGAGGAGAUCGCUGUGUGGACCAACCUCACAGAGGCUCGGGUCAGGGUAUGGUUCAAAAAUCGGCGUGCUAAGUGGAGAAAGCGAGAAAGGAACCAGCAGGCAGAGCUGUGCAAAAAUGGCUUUGGUGCUCAGUUCAAUGGACUCAUGCAGCCCUAUGAUGACAUGUACACUGGUUACUCCUACAACAACUGGGCCACUAAGAGCUUAGCAAGCAGCCCACUGUCUGCCAAAAGCUUUCCUUUCUUUAACUCAAUGAAUGUAACCCCCCUGUCAUCCCAGCCCAUGUUCUCCCCGCCGAGCUCCAUUCCCUCUAUGAACAUGGCCUCCAGCAUGGUGCCCUCGGCCGUGGCGGGGGUUCCGGCCACCGGGCUCAACAACCUGGGGAACCUCAACAACCUCAACAGCCCCACCGCUCUCAACUCCGUGGCAGUGACCGCGGCCACGUGCCCCUACGCCACCACCGCCAGCCCCUACAUGUACAGAGACACCUGCAACUCCAGCCUGGCCAGCCUGCGGCUCAAAGCCAAGCAGCACACCAACUUCCCCUACCCUGCAGUCCAGAACCCCGUGUCCAACCUGAGCCCCUGCCAAUAUGCUGUGGACCGGCCCGUAUGAAGGAAAAUCCAAAUAAAUCUCCAGCACUGACCCCUGACCCAACACCCCAGCCCCCUCAUCAGUCCAUGGCUCCUCCACCUGUCAUUUCUUCGGUUCCAUCUGUAAAUUACCGGAUUCGACGCGGACAGGAAGUGAAUGUUUUGACAGCGAACAGAGAGAAAUCCUCCAAACUGAAACCUGAUGGACCACUGUUUUCUCCAGUUUGUGAGACUCUGUUGCUCAACUGACCAACGACUUCAAAGGAUCUCUAAAAAUUAGUGUCUAAAAUUAUUUUUCCCUUCUUCUGAGCUGCAUGAUCAGAGAACCUGUAGAAACCAAACAAAACUUUGGACUGGUGCUCAGCGUCUCCGGCCCCCGGAAACAUAAACUGAUGCAGGAAGUGAGACAAACGGAGAGUGUACAUAAAGGACUUUUCUCUGUUUUUUUUUUGUAUGUGACGAAUAAGAUGUGUAUUACUUUAAAAGAAAAAAAUGAGAAAAAGCAUGUUCUUCAAUUCUAAAGACCACAAGUGGACGCUCAUCAUUYAGGAAGGGUUUUGUUGUGGAUUCCUCUCACCUCGAGAGGUCACAGGUCAAAGGGCGAGGGCAUUUCUGGAACGUAAGCACAACCUCUAGCUUUUACACACAGAAGCAACUAUUUCCAUUUAACGGAAUUACAUUUUCAAGUAAAACUCUAAAAAGCCAUUGAGUACAUAGAUUUGUGUGGUGUUACAGUCCAUGACUGUAAAAUAAUGUAUGUAAGAGUGCAGUUGUUAUAACAAAAGAAGAAAAAAAAAA